Molecule: messenger RNA, 1089 nt
Organism: Exaiptasia diaphana
Lineage: Eukaryota; Metazoa; Cnidaria; Anthozoa; Actiniaria; Aiptasiidae
Product: melatonin receptor type 1B-like
Exons: 1
Coding region: 1-1089 (362 amino acids)
Biological process (GO): G protein-coupled receptor signaling pathway
Cellular component (GO): membrane
Molecular function (GO): G protein-coupled receptor activity
Source: RefSeq, a predicted model, not a curated record
AUGGCUGAUUUUAAACUCUUAGCWAACAUCUCUAAUAACACAUUCAGGUUUAUCAUAUCAGGAUCAAUGAAGCUGUGUGGCAAAGCACCUGAAAGUGACCUGGAAGUUAAUACAAAACGGGUUGCUCUGAUACUGUUGACAACCUUUGGAUUUUUAGGAAACAUCUUUAUCAUAGUACUCGCUAUGAAAUAUACAGUACGCAAGAAUCUGCAUCAUUUGAUCAUCAACAUSGCCGUUUCCGAUAACCUMUUCAUCAUUAUGUGCCUCUUAGACAUUAUUCAAUGGCAAAUGUCAAGUAACAAGUUGCUCUCACAUUAUCCUGAUGGCAUCCUUGGUGACUUCCUGUGUAAAGCUCGARGCAUUCUUUACGAAGUUUCGUAUAAAGUCUCCUUAGUUACCCUUUUGACAUUCAGCAUUGAACGAUUCAGAGCAACAAGGCAAACAUUACAKAGAGCGCGGCCGUACACAUUGAAGAAACGCCUGGCAGUUGUCCUUGUGUGCUGGGCGGCCCCCUUGGUCAUUGAGGUCUACCGSUUACAUUAUCAAAAGAAUGCAGAAAAUGGGAGAUGCCUUAUAUAUGCAGACAACUUUUCCAAGUACUAUCUUUUUUUGAUUGCAUGUGCAAUUGUUGCAGUGAUGAUAACGAUAUUCACACUAAGCAUUUGGACCAUAAGACGAUUGUCAAGACYUCAAAACAUCCACGCACAUCUCAACCAAGAACARCAGRACAUGAGAACACGCCGAACAAAGGCAGCCGUACUGAUGGUUCUUGCUUCUGCACUGCUAUCGGCAUGUUGCUGGCUCCCAACAUUGAUUUUCUCUUCGAUUUCUAAAUCAAUUCUUGCUACAUCARCCAUUAUAACAGUGACUUGCACGUUAGACUGGAAAUCAUUUACGUUCAUGACAGCUUAUUUCCUUCCUCUGUUCAACAGUUGCUUCAGUCCUUGCAUUUAUAUUAUCUUUUUGCCCGACUUCCGAGAAGCUGUUAAAAAAAUACYGAGUCGAAGAGUCCAACCUAUAAGAAGACCCUCUAUAGAGUUGCAGUCAAUCCGUGCAACAUCAUCUKUGGGACCUAACAGAAAAGACUAA